This is a messenger RNA of Sphaerodactylus townsendi, 3216 nucleotides long. It is a transcript of the gene MCPH1, whose product is annotated as microcephalin 1. The record is from RefSeq and is a predicted model, not a curated record. Bases 66 to 2438 code for a protein of 790 amino acids. Gene Ontology annotation, biological process: cerebral cortex development; mitotic cell cycle. The transcript is spliced from 14 exons. NCBI's taxonomy places the organism in Eukaryota, Metazoa, Chordata, Lepidosauria, Squamata, Sphaerodactylidae.
UUCUGAAACAGGAAGUCAUUUCAAAGGGCGGCGCGUUUGAAUUUUGGCUCCUUUGUGACUUUGCUAUGGAAAGCAGCAACGGGCGGCCUUGUGCCCGGCUCAUUUUAUCAGGUGUUGUGGCAUAUGUUGAUGUGUGGUCAUCUAAUAGAACAGAAAACUACUCCAAAGGUUUUAUCCAACAACUGCUCGAUAUGGGAGCAAAAGUUUCCAAGACUUUCAGCAAACAAGUGACUCAUGUAGUCUUUAAAGAGGGACACUGGUCUACAUGGAAUAAAGCACAGAAGACUGGGAUUAAACUAGUUUCGGUACUUUGGGUAGAAAAGUGCCGAGAAGUUAGAGCAUGUGUUGAUGAAUCGUUGUAUCCUGCAAUAAAUACUAAUGAAGGUUUGCCUCAACAAAUUAGAAAACAUAAAUGCAUGCAACCCAGAGACUUUGUUGAAAAAACUCCAGAAAAUGAUCGGAGAUUGCAAAAAAAGCUGAGGACUAUGGCUAAAGAUUUAGAGGUACAGAAAGCAACCACAGAGGUGGAUAUACCAGUUUUAUUGUUUGAAGAUGAUGGUUCGCUAUUUUAUAGCCCAACAAGUAAAAUUCAGUACGAAAGCAGUUCAAUGGAAAAAAGAAUAAUGGAUAUGAAGGAGAGGAGAGAAAAUCUUUCUCCUACUGUAUUUUUAGCUUCACAGAUGUCUCAGGUAUCUGGUUCCAGUUCUGUUCAAGCAACGCAAGAACCAGUUAUUGUUUCUGCAAGUUCAACUUGGGUGUUAUCAGAAGAAGAGAGUGGUGGCUCUUUAAACUCCAGCUUCACUAACCUCUGGGGAAACUCUGAACACAAGGGUCUUUGGAAGGACUCUUCUAAAUCUUCACUGGAAGUUUUAAAUACUCCUGUUUCUUCAGCUGCUUUAGGUGGCUCCCCAUUCCUCACAGAUGACUGGAACCAUGCAAGUCCAAAACAGCCUAGGGACAAACAUUUACAAAAAAGGCGGAUUCGGCCAAAAACUUUGGAAAGGGAUUUCCUUAACAAAAGAGCUGAAUCUGAAAUGCCCACUCCAGAAAAACACGAUGAUAGGAACGAUCAUCUUCCUCAUAAAAAAAAGUUGGACUGCAGACGAUCUUCAGAAAAAGUGAUCCAGGUGGAAAUUGCUGAAAGUUCCAAUGACCACUCACAUUCAGAAACGGAUGCUGAAUACUUCACUGAUUUCGCUUCAACAAAUCUUACGUUUUCCCCGUUGAAAAGUAACUGUGUCUUUGGUAGCAAACAGACACCUAAAAGGAGAUCAAGAAUUAAACUGAACACUUCAGCGUUAUGCAGGCGAGAUUCUGAGAAUGACUUUUUGAAAGCAGUGCUCACUCCGAAUAAAUCUACCAAAGAUCAGGGUUCUUCUUAUGAAGAUUACUUUUCAGAAUCUAAUUUAAAUAGAGGUAAAGUUAGUCUUCCUUUAUCAAGCCUGCAGAAAUUGCAGAGUUCCAGUGAAAGAGUUUACAAAUGUAGCCCUUCACAAAGUGAGCAAGGGGCCAUGCUGCAAAAAUCCAGUACAAAUGAGAAAUCUGUGAGCAGAAAGAGGAAGAAAGUGGCUGAGAAUAAUGAGAAUGUUGCUGGAAGUAGCUACAUACAGUCUGUAUUUCCUAACAGUAAAGAGAGUGCAACUUUAAACUGCAUGUUAGAGGGUGAAAAAGUGAACACUGCAGAAAGCCCAGAAUAUUUUCUGAAUCUUGAUGUUCAACAAAAGAUGCACAUCACUGUUGCAAAUAGAUGCCAUCUUACAACUGGAGAUGAAAACAAAUUGUGUAAGUUUGAUGGCAACGAUGACUAUCUGGAAGUGCGUGAACCCAACAAGAAAUUACAAACCACUGGAAGAAUCAAAAAGCCAUUGAGAACAUUAGUCAUGACAAGUAUGUGUUCUGAGCAGAAGAAUACAGUUGUUCAAGUGGCAAAGAAGUUGGGAAACUUUCUGUUUUCAAAUGAAGUGUGUGAAAAUACCAGCCAUGUGAUUUCAGGAAGUCCCCGUCGUACCUUAAAUGUACUCCUGGGAAUUGCUCGAGGCUGCUGGAUUGUCAGUUUUGAAUGGGUGUUGUGGUCUUUGGAAUAUGGCCACUGGAUUUCAGAAGAACCAUAUGAACUUUCAGUGGAUUUCCCUGCAGCUCCUAUCUGUCGAGUUCAGCAGUACUUAUCUGAGACCAAUAAUAAGAAACUGUUUUCAGAUCAGCCUGUAAUGUUUGUUUCACUUACCAGCCAGCCUCCCUUUUACAAACUCUGUGAGUUAAUACAGCUUUGUGGAGGAAAAUUGUGCAAAACUAUCCGACAGGCUGAAAUCUGCAUUGGUAAAUGCAGGGUUGGAAGGCAUAGAGGGAUACAGUGUUUAUCAGAAAAAUGGAUAUUAGAUUCAGUCAUCCAGAAUAAGAUUUGUCCUCUUGGAAGAUAUAUAUAUCAGAACAAGGAUUAGGAAUUAACCACUCUCAUGCUUUAUUCUUUAAAUGUAAUGGCUUGAAACAUUUUAUAAAGCCAAGAAGAAUGAUUAGAACAGACGCAUGAAAACUCCAUGAAGCAAGAAGGGAAAGGAGCCAGUGAGUCUGAGGCUCACAGUUGAUGUCUCCAUGCCUGCUUAAAAUAACAGUUGAACAAUCCCAGAAUUCUGAGUUUGAACAUGACAGAAGUAAAUGUGUUGAUUUAGGUCUUGUGUGUUCAUUGGAUAUUGUAUUGCAAUGCAAGCAGAUUCAUUUGAUGUUUAUGAAAUUGGCAUAUAAUUUUGGAAGAUAUCUUAGAUGCUGGCAAAUAUUCUUGCUUUUUAUUUAAGAAAAACAGCCUCUGCCUUUAUAUUAAUUUUUCAGAGGCCAACAGAAGGCUUAUCUAUAAAUGAACGGGCAACCACAUGAACCCCUUUAUUAGUACGUAAUAUACCAUGGACGGGAAUAGAAAUAUUUUAAUAACGAGUGAUAUGUGAACAUGUAAUUCCUGAUAAACAGUAGAAUAUGCUUUUUACAGUGAUAUUUUUAAAGUUUGUGUACUUUUUUAGUUUUCUCAUAAAUGUUUUACACACAGAUAACUGUCAUCACUAAUUUAUGUAACCUAACAUUCCAAAUUGGCUUUCUCAUAAAUUCUCUUGAAAUGAAUCUCAAGCUGUGUAUAAUGCAAUCUCUUGGGAUAUCUGCUGGUUUUUAUUAGCCGUGUAUGUAAGAGAUUUUACAGUGGAAUUCUAAUAAAGACAUCUACCAAGUAUUUAA